CACUCUGUAGGCUAUAGUCUCAAGACAGAAGGACAAGAAACUCUCAUCCCUCCAGUCAGCUGUCUCUCUCUAUCUCUAUCUUGAUACCAGCCGAAGCUCUAUUUCUGGUCCGGCUUCUGUGGACUAAGAAGUUAUAUUGUGCGCCGGACACUUUGGGCAGUAUUUACUUGUGAAUACAUAACUUUCAGAGGGGUGUUUUGUGCCGGUUGUCAUUUGACCCAGAGGAUGAUCUAGAACUUGGAGAAGAGGGUCUUCUGUAUCUCUGGUUGAUUUAUCCAUCAAAGUUGAAACCAUGGCUGGGAUCUAUGGCUGCUUGCGAGGAAAAAAUUGAGAGAUGAAGCGGAGGACAUCAUCGCUGGGCUGUAGACUUGCAGGCGGAUCCAGCAGUGACAACAGCAUCAUGGCCGCAGGACCACCAGAUGUGAUGAUCACUCAGGACCCAGCAGAGGCCCCAGAAGAAUGUCCAGGAAAGAAGAAGUCAAAGUUCCAGACUUUCAAGAAUUUCUUUGUGAAGAAGAAGAGGAAGGAGGCCCCGGCUCCAGCAGGCGAAGCGGUGUUAAAGUCCAGCCAGUCCAGUGACAAUGUCAACACACCUGAGACCGGCAGCCUCACACGCUCCGAGAAGGACCAGGGCUCAGGGUUAAAUAUUAACAUGGGCAGCAAGGCCCUGUCACAUGACAGUGUCUUUGUUUCUGAUUCGCCAUCAUUGGUGGAAAAGGAGGGAUUGGGCGCCUCACAGGACAGUAUACAUGGGAAAGUCAAAUCUCUGCAGCUUCAGUUGAAGCAGGCCAUUCGUCUGGGCUCCCCUCCCUCUCUGAUGUGUAUGAAGAGAGCAGAUGAUGGGGGGGCCGUGUCGGAGGACGAUGGUCUCCCCUGCAGCCCCCCCGAAUACUCCACCCUGCACACCGUCCUGACCGGAGGCUCACAUAGGUCCUCCAACCUGGUGCAGAGAAACAGCUCCCUGAGCCUCGAGGGGACAGACAGCGAUGACGACCAGUUGUCAUGUGACCCGGGCUCGAGGCCCAUCAGUCCUCUGGUGGUCCCACCAGCAGACUUCAGCCAGCCUGCCAGUCCCAUGGUGUGCCUGGACAGCACGGCCGCCAGACACCGCCUCGCGGUCCGCCACCACGCCUGCACCAAGAGGAAACCCACUACCAGGGUUGAGUGCCGGUCAGAAAGAGACUCCCUCCAGGAGGAGAGACUGAGUGUUUCCAUCCCAGAGUCUGUAGACGAGGGAGAAGAAGAAGAAGAAGAAGAAGACAUGGACAGUCACCAGGCCAAAGCCCCUGCCACGGAUGAGGAGGCUGAAGAUGAGCAGACGGAUUCCAAACAAUCCCAGCAUGCUUCGGCAGAGCAGCCCCCGCCGGCUGAUACCGAGGACGAGCUGGGGGCCGGAAAGGAAGUUUCUCACGGCCAGGAUGCCCCCCAUUCCUCCUCCCCCUCCCCACAGCAGGAUGAGUCCGACUCGGAGGAAUGUCUCCCGGCGGAGCCCCAUCCCAAGACCCUGUCUCAGCCUCCCUCCCUGCCCAGCUCCAGGGCCUCCUCCCUGGACUGCCUGGCCUCGCUGGAGACCCCUGCUGGAGACUUCCUGCUCGAGGCUGGAGGGGCUGGUGGGGAGCAGGAGGAGGAGAGCUCCCUGCUCCAGGAGGUGCUGAGCUCCCUCAGGGGGCCCCUCUCCUCCUCCCUGGGGCUGGAAACCGAGGGUGGGGUCUUGGUGAUGCAGGAGGAUGAGAAUGAGGAGCAGGAGGAGCAUGAGAAAGUGGAGGAGGAGGACGAGAGGGAGGUGGAUGAUCUGUCCUGUGUCCUUGACGUCUUGACCACAUCCUCUGACCCUCUAGCCAAACCAUCUGACCCCCUGUCUCCACCCUCAGACUCGCCCCUACAGGAAGAGGCCACUGCCCUCAGGGACGGACCUCGGUCUCCCGAUGAGUCACGCGAGGACCUCGAAACAGCAGAGUCAGAGGAUGAGGAGGAUGUCGGAGAUGAGGAAGAGGAGCCGGUGGUGGAUCGUUUCCAACCACAGGAAGAGAAGCUGGACAGUGCUGAAGAAACCACAGAGAACUGCACCAACGAUGAAAAGCCCACACCCUUCACGAAGGAGUGGAACGAAGGAGAGAGUCAAGAAGAGGGGGAGAAGGGAGAGGAGGUGCAAGAAGGAAAUGAGGAAGAGGAGGAGAUUGAGGAGGAGGCGGUGGAAGGGGAAGAGGAGAAAGAAGAGGAUGCGUGUGAGGAGAGGAAGGAAGAGGAGGAUUCAGAACCAGCAGAGAAGACGGUCGUUUUGGACCCCGAAGAAGAGGACACGAAAGAAGACGAAGGUGUACACUGUGGUACUGAAGGGGAGCAACAGCCAGUGGAGAUGACUGACCUGGUCAUCAUCAAAGACAAACCAGAGAGCCCGACUGACCAGUCAGAAGCGCCACUCACACACCAGUCAUCCCUUGACGAAACGACCACAGCCCAAACAAUGAUGGAAGCAAUAGUUCCAGGAGCACCCGUUGUGGACCAAACCGUUGUGAACAAUUCAGAGGUAGACCAGAAUGUUUUGGACCAAUCAGCCAUAGACCAACCAGUCAUGGACCAGACAGUGGUGGAACCUAGCUGUGACCUGUCCUCUUCAGAGCCCGAAGACCAAUCCGAUGCCCUCCCACCAAGCGAAGAGGAGGAGGUUAUUUUGACCCCUACCCAGACCAGUACCGGUACCAAAUCUACUCUGUUUUCCUUCAGCUCUGAGCAGAUCUCCGGGCAGCCCUUGCAAGCCCCAGAGGAUGCUGGGAAAGUGCCUGGUGCUUCUGAGCAGGGUAAAGGGAUCCGCUUCACCAUCACCCCCGCCUGGCAGAGGACCCUCUCAGGAGGAACAGCCCCCAAAGACCCCAAAGACAAUCCUCCCUCUCCGUCCACCUCCCCCUCGCUCUCUCCCUCGCUCUCUCCCUCCCCCUCAUUCUCUCCCUCCUCCGCCUUCUCUCCCUCCCCUGUCCCUGGCGCCCCUGCCAGCUCCUUAACCACACCCGGGCUCGACGAAGCGGUGUCGGCAGGGAAGAGAGAUGGUCCCGUCCAAGCUGAACCGACAAACCUGGCGAAACCUGAAGUAAAUACUAGCCCUGUGAGAACCCCGACCCCCGUGGCGGCAGGAGAAGCAGCAUCUGCAGGUCGACCGGCCAGAGACCUCCCGCCUCAGGAGGAAGCGAACCCAGAGAACCCUUUCGGCGUGCGCCUCAGGAAGACCUCCACCUCAGCUCUGCUCCGCUACGCCUCCGUGUCGGAGAGCGACGCCCCUGCGCCGGAGGUCGCACCCCCCGCUCGGUCUGCGGAACAAACAAAAAGACCUGCUCCCGAUCCUCCGGCCCAGCCAAUCAGCAGCAAGCCUGCCUUACCCAGGAAGCCAGAGCUGCAGGGAGAGAGCGGGGGGAAAACCAGGAGAAUGCCGGAACCGAUCGUGUCCAGAGUGCCUAGUGGAGGUUCCGAAUCUCCCAGCUGGAUCCACAUGGCUAGACAGAAGCAGCGUGUCUUCAAGGAGAACUCUGUGGAGGAAGCCCAGGAGAGGACUGCAGAGAAGGAGGUGCCUGAGAAGGAGCCCAUUCCUGUUCUGUGCAGUCCUAUCAAAGACCAUGCCAAGCCUGGAGGGUCUCCGAUUAAAGUGAGCUACUCUCUGGAGACAUCCAAGCCCGCUGUGAUGGAUAGGGAGGGGAGGAAAGCCCUGAGCUCACCUGGCCCCCCGGCCGUGGCACAGAAACCCACACAGCCCCAGCCUGGACCCCCGGCGUCAUCUCCCAAAGCUCAACCCCCCCAGCCCAGCGCUCAAGCGCCAUUGUCCCAGAGAGCCAUGUCCCCCUCAGCCCCCCUCCCCCAGGAUGAUCCCCCCUGGCUGGCUCUGGCCAAGAAGAAAGCCAAAGCUUGGAGUGAGAUGCCUCAGAUCGUCCAAUGAGGAACGGGCGUCACGCGCUAACUGUCUGUCCGUCUUUUAUGGCUGUCCACUGAUGGACCAGAAUGCAUUUGCACACUGAAAUAUAUAUAUGUAUAUGUAGGGAUAUAUUGCGAUAUAUUUCUCUAACAUACCUUUCUUUCACUCUGCUAUAUCAUACACUCAUACACUCAAGCCUCUGAUUGGAUGGGUGUCAUAUGAUGUCACAGGCCCCUCAGAUAAUGUGUGCGUGAAAGAAAGAGAGACAGAGGUCAGAUGAGAUCAUAUGAUAAGACAUGAAUUGAACUGAAUUGAAUCUGUGUGUCUUUAAAUAUGAUGAACCAGUAAGUCUUAAUAUGUUUCUUUGUUUUAAUUUCUCUUUGCCAGUCAUUUUGGACAAAGACUAAACCUGUAAUGUCAGUGUUACAUAUAUGUGUGAAGCGUCAAAGUGUAUCAUCAUUGGUCAAUACAGACCUACCUUAAAUCUCCAGUAGCCUUGGGUCAACAACUAUUGGCAAAUUGGGUGCACUUUGGCUAUAAACAGUAAAAGCCAAAAGUCCUAAAAGGGUUCCAAAGAUUUACUGUGAGGUAAAUCAAAUGCACCUAAAAUGUUUGGUCAAUGUAGUUGACCCAGUUCUGGUCCUUGGUUUGGUGGACGAGUUUAAACGUGGAUGGAUUUAGAUCUGGACUGAGCUGAGGGUUUCUUUGUAUUUAUUAAAUCUCUGACAUGUACGUUUUAUGUAUUUUGGUUGUAUUUUUGUAUUGCCUUUUGAAAGUGUGUUUUGUACAUAAAAUGUGCAGUAAAUAACAAAAAUGUUCCCUGUUCUGUUUUUCUAACUGUACUGUAAAUGUUACUGUAAAAGUUUUUUUUAGAUUGAGGUCAAGGAAUGAACUAAUCCAAUUUUUUUUUAUCACGUCUGUCUUGUACAUCUGGAUGCUCUUAACAUAAAAAAUGACCAAAUAUG
Osmerus eperlanus (European smelt) is the source of this 4863-nucleotide messenger RNA. RefSeq lists its product as uncharacterized. The coding region runs from base 335 to 3922 and encodes 1195 amino acids. The transcript is spliced from 13 exons. The record is from RefSeq and is a predicted model, not a curated record. NCBI's taxonomy places the organism in Eukaryota, Metazoa, Chordata, Actinopteri, Osmeriformes, Osmeridae.